Molecule: messenger RNA, 3099 nt
Organism: Microbotryum saponariae
Lineage: Eukaryota; Fungi; Basidiomycota; Microbotryomycetes; Microbotryales; Microbotryaceae
Source: the annotation of a GenBank genome assembly
AUGGCCGAACCCACCGACACGUCGCGAGACACCACCGCCCCCGUCCGCGAAGACCCCUCGCGCGCGAAUCCGCCUAAGUCCCCGCCGACGCAUUCGCCGCACCCGCUCCAGGCCGCCGCCGUCAUCACGUCCCUUGAAUCCCGCCUCGCAGAAUCGGAAGCCCUGCGCCGCGACUCGGAGACACGCAUCCGCAAAUUGGAGCAGAUGGUGGAACGAUUGAUGAGAGAAUCCACCGCACCUGCUGGGGCGCAGGUCGGGGAGGCUCUGCCGGUGAGACCGGUCCCCCUGGACGUCCCCCCGCACACAUUUUUGGGACGCCCGGGAGCUGCCGCUGACCCCCUUGCUCGUACCCCUGGGGGGGAAUCUCACAGCGGAAUUAGGGACGGCCCUUCCUCGGCGGUGAUUAGCUCUCGUUGGAGAGGGACAUUGCCGGACCGGGAAGGGUUAUGGACCGGAGAUCAUCCGGAAAGGUUGGUGAUUUUCACUGCGUUUGGGGAGUCGUAUCUUUCUCUCUUGUGCGACAUCUCCACCUCCGACCUUUUCGACACGAGCCGAGUGAUCCAGCUUGUGGCGACGCUAUUUUUUCGUACGACAACCCGACAGCGCCGCCAAUCCCCGCUCGAUUGGGCCGUCGAGGCGAUGAGGGACGCGCUUGGAGAAGGGCGCCCUCAUUGUUGGACGUCGCUCAUGAAGGCAGUGGGACGUCGUUGGCCCGACCCCGGGUUCGCCGAUAGAGUGGCUCAAGACUUCCACGGAUGUCGCCAGUCGUCGUCUCGGGCUUACGACCAUGUCGGGGAGUGGCGGGCGCGGUACCGUGCCUUCGUGCACGACAACGAUAGUUUCACCCUGUCGCCGCUUCAGCUCGCCACGACCUUCUACCAAUCGCUCAGUGACUCCUCCAAGCGGGAAGUGCGGGCGGGAAUGUUACGUGAAUACCACGACAACUCGCUGGUGACAAUUGGGCGAUUCGGACUGAAGGUCCCGUCCAUCGACGAGAUUACCGAGUGGGCCGCUAUCGCCGACGACAUUUCUCCUCCGCCUUCGGUUCCGACCCCACCAAGCCGCACCGCGACCUAUGGCGCGAUCGUCAAAGCUCCCCGAGUGAGCCCACCUGCGACCAACACGCCCACCGUCGACGAGAGGUUCCCGAUCCGACGAGCUCGAUGGGUCGACCGCGCUACUAAGUGGCAGCAAUCGCACUUGUGGAAGGACCGCUCCACCUGGUUUUCCCCGGCGCCCAGCGGGGUACCCACCAGCAUGGCUUGCUUCAACUGCGGACGAGGCGGUCAUUUCUCGCAGCACUGCACCGCGGAGCGUCAAUCCCCGGUCGCCGUCCAACUCUCAGCGGUCGCUGUGGCCGACUUGGAUGACGAAGAUUGGUCCUCGGUCGCAGGUGGUGACGAGGAUCCCGAGGUGAGAGUCCCCAUUUCACUCGAGCGUGUUCAGACUCGACCUUUGAGUUCCGUUUCCGCUUCAAUGACGCGCCCUUCUUGCCCUCCCGCAGACCCCGUUGGCCGAAUGAAAGAAGGGGCUUCUUCUUCAGUCGACGUCGAAGUCUCAUCAAGUAAUCCGCAGCCAACCGCGCCGGCAAGUGAUGCAGAUCUACGUCGUCUUGCCGAUGACUCGACCGACUCUGCGUUUGACGCGGUGGAAGACGUCCCCUCUUAUGCUGAUGCCGCGUCGCGAAUGCGGCGAUACUGGGGGCCGGAGGUGGUGUCGUCGCGCAAAGCGGAGAGGACUGCAUCGGUGAGCUCUGUUCGUGUUCCGGUGCCGUUGGGGGUUUCUCUCUUGGAGUCCGACACGCCCCUGAUCGACGUCGACGACUUCGCCCGACCCGCCGAGCCCGCGAUUGUGCGCGCCCGCAAUAUUAUUGCGUGGACGUUGCCGUCUGGGCGAACGCUGCGUUGCCUCGUCGACUCUGGUUCGGAAGUGGACUUGGUGGAUCAGGAUGUCGUGCGAACAGACCCGAGUUUCACGACGUCCCGCCUUACCGCGCCGCUGCACUUGCGCCUCGGCACUCGCGACAAAUCUGACCGCUGCGCCGUGUUUGCCAACGCCCUCUUCACGUCCGGUUCCCUCGACCUCGGCUUGCGGGCGUUUUUCAUUUGCCGUGUGACGGCAUAUGAUGCUAUCCUGGGUUUGCCGUUUCUGAAGGACACCGGCAUGCUGGUAGGCUGGGGCGUCUUCACCGUCGCACGGCCGGGCCCUUCGCAGCCGGUCGCCAAGGGCACUCACGAGUGGGAUCGCGCAGUCACGGUGGCGCCCAUCUGCUCCGGCUCUGCCAUUGGCUACGAUCACCCAGGGUUGCUUCCUGACGACGAGAUCAUUGGCCUCGAGCCGCACAACCCUCUACUGGAUGUCGUCGACGACCCGGCGCUCGAGGAUUUGUCUGAGUCCGAAGCACGAACACGAUUGGCUGCCUUACUCGAGAAAUACUCUGAUGUGUUCGUAGAUUCGCUCCCAAUGGACCGACUCCCGCCUUAUCGACCCGUCAAUCACGAAAUCCCUUUGAUCGACCCCAACGAGAAGGUCAAGCCGAGGGUCUAUCCCCUUGCCGACAAAUAUCGUAGCCAGUGGGCGGAGCAUUCAGCUAAGUACACUCGCGGUCGCUUCUGGGUUUCUGGUCCGAUCGACUCUGCGGCUCCGGUCUUCGCCAUUCCGAAAAAGAACUCCCAGACCGCUCGCUUUGUGAUCGACCUCCGCGCUCGCAACAGCAACACCGCCAAGCGUUUUUCACCUAUCCCCGACAUGACCAGUGUUCGCUACGAAGUGGCACGUUCGCGCUACCGGUCCAAAUUCGACGUGGCCGCAGCGUUUGAGCAGGUGCGGGUCAUACCCGAGCACGUCGAUCGCACCGGCUUCGCCACGGUCACGGGCACGUACACGUCGCGGGUGAUGCAGUUUGGGGACACCAAUGCGCCCAACACCCUGAACUUGUUGACAUCGGCGAUGUUUCAGCCGUGCCUCUCGUUUGCCAAGAUCUUUUUCGACGAUGUUCACGUUGUUGAACUUCGCUCCAUCUCACUUCUAGGACAAUAUGCGCUCACUGAAGUAGAGGUGCCUCGCCUUUUGGUGCAGUGGUAUAUUGUUCCUUCAUAG